ACCAGCUGUAGGUUUAGCCAAGUCGCGUCUCAUCCGUCAUCCGAUUUGGCCUUGCAAGCUGGAGCCUAACCGGUCGGCGGCUAGCCGGUACCGGGCAUUGUGUGGCGCAUAGCCGCGGCAUGCUAACCCCCACAGCAGGGACGUGCGUGUCUGUUCACAGCGGAGCAGGCGACGGUUUCGCAGACUGGUUCUGACUGGUGUUAAUGGUCGUGGUGUGUAACGAUCUGAAGAUGGCGAGUAAUGGUCGGGGUUAAUCGGUUAGCCUCGACGCAGCAGUUGUAGACGACAGGGCCUCGCGGAUCGCAGUGGCUUCGCUACAUUGAGUUGAUGCGUUUGCAGAGUAACGAUGUAGAGCCGCUGAGCUGAUUAGCCCGUUUGAGUUCAUGAAUCGGUGGCGGCUGCGAUAGCAAGCAAGAUGAACAAUUCCGGAGUCAUGCCACAAGAAAAGAUGGAACUGGAUCUGGAGAUCCCAUCUUCUCUCGUUCCGACUGAAGGACAGUUGAGACGGUCCAACAGUGCGCCCAUGAUAAAUGGCUUGAGUGAUAACUCCCAGGUGUUCCAGAGGGAAGUCCUGCGCAGCCGGAGAAAUAGCACGACAGUUGUCAACAGGCCGAACAUGGUCCCUUCUUCGCCCAUUCGCGUCCCCAGCACCAGGCUUCACCAGAUAAAACAAGAGGAGGGUGUAGACGUGAUGAACAGGGAAACCGCUCACGAGCGGGAGGUUCAAGCCGCCAUGCAAAUAAGCCAGUCCUGGGAAGAAAGCCUCAGUCUGAGUGACAAUGAUUUGGAGAAGUCCGCGUCUUCGUCUCCAAAGCGCAUCGACUUUGUCCCGGUGUCGCCCGCGCCGUCUCCGACCAGAGGGAUUGGAAAAAAGCAGUGUUUCUCGCCGUCACUUCAAAUCCUUGUGAGCAGCAACGGCCUGACGCCGAGCCCGAUUCCCAGCCCGACUCGCCGCUUCAGCCGACGGAGUCAAAGCCCCAUCAACUGCAUCAGAGCCAGCAUACUGGGGCCGAUGAAACGCAAAGGCGAGAUGGAGACGGAGAGUCAGCCCAAGAGACUCUUCCAGGGCACCACCAGCAUGCUGUCUUCUGACGUCUCCAACCUGUCGGAGCUCAGCGCCUGCCACUCUCCCGAUUUGCUGGACGGGAGCCUCAGCAGCGUCUGCUCCUCUUCAGGCUCGCCGGGCAAAAUGGAGGGAGUGUCGCCCUCCUCGUCCAGCAAUUCGCCCUUCGCUUCCCUCCAGGAUUUGUCCCCGAAGUGAGCACGCCGUGGCAUGAGACACUAAACGGACUGGAGCCAAAAAGACUCUCAAGAGGGGCGGCUGGCAGAAGAGUUUCCUUUCUCAGACUCCCAUCUCGUCAUCACCUAGAUUUAGUGUUUAGUGGGAGCAUUGUGUUUAUGUCUGGGCGGCUGUUGUCAUGGCAACAUCUUUUGCGGGUCGAGGUAUGCUUCAAUUAAGGGAGUGAAAGCCAUGUGUGAGUUUUGUUGUGGCAGCCGUGCGUUGCUAGGAAUGACUGCUGACAGCGUGAGCGCCAGCUGCUAGUUCAGGGUCUUGGUGCUGGUGGUGCUCUGCUUUAUUGUGUCCAUAAGUGGCAACGCUUCUGUCUCACACAAGAGACACUGGGCACGAGACAUAUAAGAAUAAGACUAUUUGGAUGUGCAUAUUUUCCCUGUUAUUGUGCUGGAAAACUUGUGUGUGUGUGUAUACAGCCUGUAGAUUUUGUAAGAUAAUAACUUAUUGUUUUCCUACUGUUUGUAAUUAUGUACAUAAGAACGUUCGGAUGUUGUAAGUUUGUAAAAGUGUGCGCAGAUCUUA
Messenger RNA from Gasterosteus aculeatus aculeatus (three-spined stickleback), 1816 nucleotides. RefSeq names its product PABIR family member 2 (gene pabir2). Gene Ontology annotation, molecular function: protein serine/threonine phosphatase inhibitor activity. Lineage: Eukaryota; Metazoa; Chordata; Actinopteri; Perciformes; Gasterosteidae. The record is from RefSeq and is a predicted model, not a curated record.